Messenger RNA from Coccomyxa subellipsoidea C-169, 738 nucleotides. RefSeq lists its product as hypothetical. The coding region runs from base 71 to 544 and encodes 157 amino acids. The record is from RefSeq and is a predicted model, not a curated record. NCBI's taxonomy places the organism in Eukaryota, Viridiplantae, Chlorophyta, Trebouxiophyceae, Coccomyxaceae. The transcript has 3 exons.
GCGGCCGCUCGAGCGGUGCCUGCCCGGGUUGGCCGCCUCGUCGCGAUUCUCGCUGCUGUGCCUGCGCAAGAUGUACGUGCUGUGCAGCCGAGGCGCCGAGGCUUCCUCUCCCCAGGGCUGCCUGCUGCAGGUGGCACAGCUAGCCCUGCCGGUGUUCCUGCGGCGAGUGAAGAGCACCCUCCAGGAUUCCGGGAGUAGCAAAACGGCGGACCGCCUGCAGCUGGAGAAGUGCCUGUGCUGUCUGGACACGCUGGCAGCAAUGACCCUGGCGCCCGCUGUCACAGAUGCAGUGCUUCCUCCCGGCUCACGACUCAAGGCAUUGGUGCGGGCGAGGAGGCCGGAUGGAGCGCUGGCAUACAGGGAGAGGGCCCACCUGCUGAUCUUAUAUGAGGACUUGGUGGCAUGCGUGUCUUCACGGGAGCUGCGCGUCAGAACAGCUGUGCAAGCCCUGUUACUGCUGGCUGGCGAGGAGCUCGGGCUGGUGCCCAAGGCAUCCGCCAAAUCGCCUCAGAAGGCCACAGGUAUCUUGGACCUGGGGCUGUGAAUGCUGCGUUAAAUUGAUACUGUUGUGAGAGCACCCGAUCAAGACUGUGGAGCACGGGUGUCUGCUUGUCUUUUGUGCCUGUUGUGUCUUGGAACUCCAGGAACCUAUUUGUACUACAUGCUGGUUCGUGCCGCAACUCUUCGAUCAAGACUCAAGAAAUGCAUCCAAUAUAGUUGUAAUUUCAAAUUUAUAGA